CGAGCGAGGGAGCGAGAGAGCAGGCAGCUGCCAGGAGAUCUUCCCCACUCUCUGGCGCCUCGCUCUCAGAAGCUCCGGAUCCCGACACACGAGAGGCGCUGUCCUUUCAGCACCACAAGCUCAGGGCUGAGGAGGGAGGACUCCUGCUUGUCCUCCUCUUCAAAUUGGCUUGAAUCUGCUCUGACCCCCCAAGAGUACAGCGCAGUCUGGGAAGAAAGGCAUAAGGAUGGUGAAGCUGAACAGUAACCCCAAUGAGAAGGGAACCAAGCCACCUUCAGUUGAGGAUGGCUUCCAGACCGUCCCUCUCAUCACUCCUUUGGAGGUUAAUCACUUACAACUGCCUGCUCCGGAGAAGGUGAUUGUGAAGACAAGAACAGAGUACCAACCAGAACAGAAGAACAAAGGGAAGUUCCGGGUGCCAAAGAUCGCGGAAUUUACGGUCACGAUCCUCGUCAGCCUGGCCCUUGCUUUCCUUGCCUGCAUUGUGUUCCUGGUGGUUUACAAAGCCUUCACCUAUGACCACAGCUGCCCAGAGGGAUUUGUCUAUAAGCACAAGCGCUGCAUUCCAGCCUCCCUGGAUGCUUACUACUCAUCCCAGGACCCCAACUCCAGAAGCCGCUUCUACACAGUCAUCAGCCACUACAGUGUGGCCAAGCAGAGCACUGCCCGGGCCAUUGGGCCUUGGCUGUCUGCAGCUGCUGUCAUCCAUGAGCCCAAGCCGCCUAAGACCCAAGGCCACUAGAGGCCUACCGCAGCCAGAGUGGGGGUGGUGGUAGGGAGGGGACCGCCACCAUUGGCUAAGCCAAGCUUGAGUUACAAUACAACACUGUACUUCUGGGAUA
Messenger RNA from Fukomys damarensis (Damara mole-rat), 842 nucleotides. RefSeq names its product neuronal vesicle trafficking associated 2 (gene Nsg2). Gene Ontology annotation, molecular function: clathrin light chain binding. NCBI's taxonomy places the organism in Eukaryota, Metazoa, Chordata, Mammalia, Rodentia, Bathyergidae. The record is from RefSeq and is a predicted model, not a curated record. Gene Ontology annotation, cellular component: endosome; membrane. Gene Ontology annotation, biological process: clathrin coat assembly; endosomal transport; G protein-coupled dopamine receptor signaling pathway. The transcript has 5 exons. Bases 227 to 742 code for a protein of 171 amino acids.